This is a messenger RNA of Oncorhynchus keta (chum salmon), 728 nucleotides long. RefSeq names its product alpha-2-macroglobulin receptor-associated protein-like. Gene Ontology annotation, molecular function: very-low-density lipoprotein particle receptor binding; lipase binding; low-density lipoprotein particle receptor binding. Bases 54 to 713 code for a protein of 219 amino acids. The record is from RefSeq and is a predicted model, not a curated record. Lineage: Eukaryota; Metazoa; Chordata; Actinopteri; Salmoniformes; Salmonidae. Gene Ontology annotation, cellular component: plasma membrane; endomembrane system; endoplasmic reticulum. The transcript is spliced from 7 exons. Gene Ontology annotation, biological process: negative regulation of very-low-density lipoprotein particle clearance; negative regulation of receptor internalization.
GGGGAGAGGCCAAGCUACGACGUGGCUUCAACGUGAUCCUGGCUAAGUAUGGGAUGGAUGGGAAGAAGGACACCAGACCUCUAGAAUCUAACAACCUGAAGGACCAUGACAUCAGAGAAGGAGACAUGUUUGAUGACCCCAGACUGGAUAAACUGUGGAAUAAGGCUAAGAGUUCUGGUAAGUUCUCAGAGGAGGAGAUGCAGAGUCUGAAGAGGGAGUUUCAACACCACAAGGACAAGAUCAGCGAGUACAACAUCGUCAUGGAUACCGUCAGCCGCACGGAGGAGAUCCAUAAGAAUGUGAUCUCUCCAUUAGAAGGGGAAGUUAAAGAACAUGUCCUGCAUCAGAAACACACCGACCUGAAGGACAAGAUGAGGGAUCUGAACCAGGGCUUUGAACGCCUGAGGAAACUCAGCCACGAGGGCUUCAGCGAGGACAGUGAGUUUAAAGAGCCCAGGGUGAUAGAGCUGUGGGAGAUGGCACAGAGAGCCAACCUGACUGGGGAUGAACUGGACUCGCUCAAGGAGGAACUGAAGCACUUUGAGACCAAGGUAGAGAAGCACAGCCACUACCAGGUAACCAAUCAAUAUCAAUUAUUAAUCAAUCAGUUUUUUUCCCUCGUCGAUCUACACACAAUACCCCAUAAUGACAUCACAAUACCCCAUAAUGACAUUUACAUAAGUAUUCAGACCCUUUACUCUGUACUUUGUUGAAGCACCUUUGGCAGC